UCACUGUCGGUAGAGCACCCUAGGUGCCAAUGCAAAAGAGACGAGGGGACCAGGCACAGGGCCUGCCUCAUUUCGGAGCUGGGACACCAGGCUUGAAUGGAUCGGAGCUCUGAAGCCCAUUGGAGGGAAGGAAACCCAUCCCAUCUCGCCUCGGGGAAGGAGCGUUUUCUGGUCAUGUCUUCCACAGCCAUUGCUGAGCCAGAUGGGGACCAGUGGGACAGGCGGGCCAGCAAGCUUGUUUUCUUCCUCUUUGUCUUCGGCGCCGUCCUGCUGUGUGUGGGAGUCCUGCUCUCCGUCUUUGGGUACCAAGCCUGCCAACACGAACCUCUCCCCAACUGCAGCAUGGUGCUGAAGAUUGCUGGGCCCUCAUGUGCCGUGGUCGGGCUUGGUGCUGUGAUCCUGGCCCGCUCCAGGGCGCGACUUCAGCUGCUGGCAGGAAGAUGGCGAGGUGACCAGGCCAGCUCUGACCAAGCUUUCCUCUGUGGAGAGAGCCGCCAGUUUGCCCAGUGCCUGAUUUUUGGGUUUCUGUUCUUGACAAGUGGCCUGCUCAUCAGCAUCCUGGGCAUUUGGGUCCCUGGAUGUAGCUCAAGCUGGACACAGGACCUGGUGAACGAGACGGACACUAGCAAUGCUGAACCCCAGAUCUGUGGGCUCCUUUCCCUGCAGAUCAUGGGGCCUUUGGUUGUGCUAGUGGGACUGUGUUUCUUUGUGGUUGCCCAUGUAAAGAAGAAAAACAACUUGAGCACAAGCCAGGAUGCCUCUGAAAGUGAAGAGGGACACACCCCCGGCACGGAGCCUGUCCAGGUCACUGUAGGUGACUCGGUGAUAAUAUUCCCACCCCCUCCACCACCGUACUUUCCUGAGUCUUCGGCAUCUGCAGGCAGUCUAAGUUCUGGGGCCAACAACUUGCUUCCCGCUGACAGCCCACCUCCCUAUGACAGCCUUUUCAACCAUGGCGGGACCUCAGCUCCUGAGAGCCAGGGCGCUGCCUGCGAGCAAGGGUGCGGAUUUGUCUACACCAUUUCCGGGAUGCACUCACCUUCUGAGAUCUCUCACAUGCUGCGUGUUUCACUGGAAUCGCCCCCGAGAUAUGAAGAAAAAGAGAACACCACAGCCACACCUUUGUCUGUACCUUCUGCACCAUGAAUUUUGGACUCCUGUGAGGUUUUAUAUAUAUCAUGGGACACUAUUUUAUUUAACUUGUUUUUUAAUAAAAGAAAAUAUGAUAA
Chinchilla lanigera (long-tailed chinchilla) is the source of this 1229-nucleotide messenger RNA. RefSeq names its product transmembrane protein 171 (gene Tmem171). The coding region runs from base 97 to 1146 and encodes 349 amino acids. The transcript is spliced from 4 exons. The record is from RefSeq and is a predicted model, not a curated record. Lineage: Eukaryota; Metazoa; Chordata; Mammalia; Rodentia; Chinchillidae.